Messenger RNA from Alnus glutinosa, 1478 nucleotides. Its product is annotated as F-box/kelch-repeat protein At1g15670-like. Bases 201 to 1235 code for a protein of 344 amino acids. Gene Ontology annotation, molecular function: protein binding. The record is from RefSeq and is a predicted model, not a curated record. The transcript has a single exon. NCBI's taxonomy places the organism in Eukaryota, Viridiplantae, Streptophyta, Magnoliopsida, Fagales, Betulaceae. Gene Ontology annotation, biological process: negative regulation of cytokinin-activated signaling pathway; regulation of phenylpropanoid metabolic process.
CCAGUCAACGCCCUCUCGGCUCUCACUAUCUCUAGCAGGGCUUCAUAAUCAGCCGAAUCUGCGUGCGGCGCGUGGCAGCCGCUGAUGCCUCUAUCCGAUAUCUACGGCAGUUGUCUGUCAUCGUCUCUCUCUAUAAAUAUGCAAUUGAGGAUUGUGCACGAUUCACAACUUCUCAAAGUGUGCUUCUUUCAAACACUGAAAUGUAUAUGGGUGAGUUUUUUACUGAGUUGAUUCCUGGCUUACCCGAAGAGCUCGCGCUUGAGUGCCUGACUCGUCUGAACUACUCGACUCACCGAGUCUCCGCCCAAGUUUGUCGCCGAUGGCGGAAGCUUCUGCACAGCAGAGACUUCUACUGCCACAGAAAGCAAACCGGGCAUACCCGUAAAGCGGCUUGUUUAGUUCAGUCGCUCCCGGUUCGACAGGGAUGUAACGGGUCCAAACCGGUUGGACCGCCGACUUAUGGGGUGUCCGUAUUCGACCCGGAGAGUGGGGACUGGGACUGGAUCGACCCGGUUCCCAAGUAUCCAGAUGGUCUUCCGUUGUUCUGUCGGGUGACGAGCUCGGAGGGCAAGCUGGUGGUCAUGGGAGGGUGGGAUCCGACGAGUUACGAGCCGCUGAAGGACUUGUUCGUGUACGAGUUCACGACUCGGCGGUGGAGGAGAGGCAAGGACAUGCCGGAGACUCGAUCGUUCUUCGCCGCUGGUGAGUUGGAUGGGCGAGUUAUCAUCGCCGGUGGGCACGACGGGAGCAAGAACGCGUUGCGGUCGGCAUGGGUUUACGACGUGAGGAGGGACGAGUGGACCGAAUUGGCCCCGAUGAGUCAGGAGCGAGACGAGUGCGAGGGGGUCGUGAUUGGGUCCGAGUUCUGGGUGGUGAGUGGGUACAAGACCGAGAGCCAAGGCGGCUUCGAGGGAAGCGCCGAGUCGUACGACUUGGGGACGGGUCAGUGGAGGCGAGUGGAGGACGCGUGGACGGCGACUCAGUUUUGUCCAAAGUCGUGUGUAGGUGUGGGAAAAGACGGGAAGCUUUUUUGUUGGGCUGAGUCGGACUCCGAGAUCCGAGUCGGGGCGUGCGGGAUCGAGUUGGGUCAGAGGACCUUCUUGUCCGGGUCGGCUUACCAAGGCGGGCCACAGGGGUUCUUUCUAAUGGAAGGACAAAACGGUAAACUGGAGAGGAUAGAAGUGGCUGAAGAUUUUUUGGGAUUCGUGCAAUCAGGUUGCUGCGUGGAGAUCUAAACCGUUUGUUUUGAUGGACACAGCAGCGAAUAGCGAUAAUAGUAGGUCGAUCUCUCGCUGUCGAUCAGAUCGAGCGUCAGACACGUGUCCUCUCUGUAGAUUUUGUAUGAGGAUGGAUGAAUGUCUGAGGUGGAUGUUAUGCAUUUUAGCGGACAUAACUACAUUUUCAGUACUAUAAUAUCAAUGUAAAAUAUUUAGUAUGAUUAUUGUUGUUUAAUAUAUGAUUAAGUGUUGUGAGUUCAA